AUGGAGAGGGCCUCCCAGAAAAGCAAAACUGAAAGACGAGUCAGCUUCAAGGCCAAAGCCUCUGUACACAACUUGAGCAGAACUCAGAAGACCAAACUCACUGUGAGCAGCCUGGGGCUGGGUCUCGUCAUCAUCCAACACGGGCCCUACCUUCAGAUCACGCACCUCAUCAAGAAGGGUGCUGCCGCCAAGGAUGGGAAACUCAAGCCAGGGGAUGUUCUGAUUAGUGUUGGCUACGCCAAUGUAUUAGGAUAUACUCUUCGAGAAUUUUUAAAGCUUUUGCAACAUAUCACCAUAGGAACAGUGCUACAAAUCAAAGUUUAUCGAGAUUUUAUCGACAUACCCCAAGAAUGGCAAGAAAUAUACAAUUUGAUCCCAGAAGCCAAAUCUCCAGAACAACACACACCAAAGAAACCUGAGCAGGAAAAACACAAUUCUUCCGCAAGUAGUGAUGACAAUGAAGAUGUAGUUUUAGAUAAGAGAUUUAGGUACUAUAGAUAUCCAUGGUCAGUUUGGCAUCACGCUGCAAGGAGGCCACUAUCUAUCUCCAGAGAAUGGCACGGAUAUAAAAAGAAGAGUCAAGCGAUUAGUGUUGGGAAAGAUAUCAACAGUGACGUGAUGGUUCACAGAGAUCCACAGAGGGAAGCUAGAGCUCCAUCUCCAUACUGGACAAUGGUAAAGCAUGACAGAGAGAGCUCUUCCUCAGCCUCCUCUACCUCAGACGCCUUUUGGUUGGAGGACUAUGCCCAAGUGGAGAAGGGCAAGGGGUAACCAGUACCAAAGGUUGGUCAGGAGACAGUUUGCGAGGAUGCUCUUAAGAGCAUCUGUUCUGGAAAUCCUCUUGCUUUGUGUCUUGUAACAGGUUUGCAAAAAUUUUUAUAGGUAUGUGUCUAGACUGACCAAGUCCCUCCCUUGACUGCACUUUGGAGGCCUUCUUUAAUAUGACAGUUAAAAGAUGGCCUGAAGUUUCAUAGGCUUCACAAAUCAAACAGCAACACCAAGAGGGUCGUCAAGACCCUCUUUUCUAGGAAGAAUUUACCAUCAUCUUUUAGAAAAUAUAGCAGAGGAACCCAGUAUCACAAGGUCUGAACAUAGUAGAGAACUUCCAACUUUUUAAGGUAAAUACCUUAUUUUUCUUAAAAAUUUGUUGGCAAGUUGUUCACAUUAGAAAUUCCCUUAAUCCUCUUGCAACCCUACUAUUUAAGUUUU
Dipodomys spectabilis (banner-tailed kangaroo rat) is the source of this 1209-nucleotide messenger RNA. RefSeq names its product PDZ domain containing 9 (gene Pdzd9). NCBI's taxonomy places the organism in Eukaryota, Metazoa, Chordata, Mammalia, Rodentia, Heteromyidae. The coding region runs from base 1 to 771 and encodes 256 amino acids. The transcript has 4 exons. Gene Ontology annotation, molecular function: protein binding. The record is from RefSeq and is a predicted model, not a curated record.